Calliphora vicina (urban bluebottle blowfly) is the source of this 2026-nucleotide messenger RNA. RefSeq names its product Phosphatidylinositol glycan anchor biosynthesis class W a (gene PIG-Wa). Lineage: Eukaryota; Metazoa; Arthropoda; Insecta; Diptera; Calliphoridae. The transcript has 2 exons. Gene Ontology annotation, molecular function: glucosaminyl-phosphatidylinositol O-acyltransferase activity. Gene Ontology annotation, cellular component: membrane; endoplasmic reticulum. The coding region runs from base 227 to 1870 and encodes 547 amino acids. Gene Ontology annotation, biological process: protein localization to plasma membrane; GPI anchor biosynthetic process. The record is from RefSeq and is a predicted model, not a curated record.
AAAUUAACUUUUAUCAAUAGAUAAAUACUUAUCACUUCUUACCAAUGUACAAUAACAAUUUCUAAUUACUAAUCAAUGCCAAUAUCGAACUAUAAACUGUUAACUAAAGUAGAUAAGUAACUUCUCAUAAACACGCAACGACCUCAAGUACUCUUCAGUGAAACGAGAAAAAUAUACAAUAAUUCAAUUGUUUUGUUUGUUGCACACAUAUGAACAAAAUCUAAUCAUGAAUGCUAAUAAUAUUCUAUCAAAUUGUAUUAAGGAACAUUGUCACAAUGACGACAAUUACGACGUCGAUAAAAAUAAUAUCAGUGGAGCACACCAUGUUUACUACUGUAAUGUUGCGCCAUUAGACAAUCAAAGUCUAUCGUUGGGCGCACAACUAUUGGCAUGUUCUUCGGUUGAUCAACGGUCGCAAUUCGUUAAAUUGCCAAAGUGUUCUAUACGGAGAACGCUCAACGUAAUGGAAACGUAUGACAAACAUUCAGUUAAAAGCUUCUAUCGAGUUUGGCACAUACAAUGUACGAUUAUAGUGACGUUAAUAGCAAUAGCACUAGCCCGGGCUGUGAUACAAUGUCGCGUAAAUGACGGUAAAAGUGACAGACUUAAAAUAUGGCUACGUUAUUCGCUAGAAUUUACAGUGAUCUCGCUGCCCGUUAUUGUAAGUGUUAAUGUGGCCAAUUCCUAUGUCGAAUUUAUAGUGAUAUUUGCCUUCUUAAUGUUACUCUUUAUAAUGUGGCGCACAAAAUGUUGGCAAUUGGCAGCCAAAAGAGAGUACGAAUUUGGUCGCAGACCAAUUCUCUUUACACUCAUGCGUUCUACCAUCAAUUUCUUAACGGCUCUCUGUAUACUAGCCAUAGAUUUUAAAAGUUUUCCCAAGACAUUUCGUAAAUCGAGACGUUAUGGCGUUGGUCUAAUGGAUGUUGGCAUUGGAUUAUUUGUGCUCUCUAUGGGUUUGGUGACGUCUAGGCCACGUAAAGUUUCGGACUUACGUAAACUUGUGUUCACUGUUGGCUGCAUGCUGUUGUUGGGUUUAGCGCGUACCUUGGUUAUAACCGCCAUAGAUUAUCAUCAGGACGAACAUGAAUAUGGUACACAUUUAAAUGCAUUUUUUACACUGGGUUUUACGAAAUUAUUUGCAACGUGUUUUGGAUUUGUGGCUAAAAGCAAUAAACAUUUGCUAAUAUUGGGUUUGGUUAUUCUAAUUUCUCACGAAGCUGUUUUACAAUGUGGCAUUUGGAAAUACGUAAUGAAUCCCAAACUAGAACGCACUACUAUCAUAAGCUCAAAUCGUGAGGGUCUAUGUUCGCUGCCAGGCUUUAUAGCUCUCUAUCUACUUUCUCAAUACUUGGGACAAUGGCUACAGGCAAAGGAUGUAUUAAAUUUUCAGGAAAUUAAAGACAAAUUUAAAGCUCUGUCACUAACAACUUUAAGUUUAUGGUUAUUGGUGUCGAUAGCAAUAUUUGUAAUCGGCAUAGCUAGAGUUACCUGUAAUUUGGGCUACGUACUUUGGAUUUUGGCCAUAGCAGUAACCAUGUGUACAUUAUACUUAUUUGUGUUCGAUAUAGUUUUAGAUACACUUAAACCGGUAGAUGCGGAAAACAACAAGGUGAAUUUAUCAGAAAUGGGCAUCAAUCAGAAACCAUUAUUAGUUAGUUUAAAUUCCAAAAUACCUCUAGUCAUAGAAGCUGUUAAUUAUAAUGGUUUAACCUUCUUUUUGCUGGCCAAUAUUUUGACCGGUUGUACAAAUAUGUUUUUAGCCACCGACGAAAAAUCAAAUUUACAAAGUGUUUUCAUUUUAUUCAUUUAUAUGCUAAUAACAACAACAUUUAUUUUUAUAUUGUAUCGUUUUAAAAUAAGAAUUGCUUAAAAAUAAAUUUAUAUUUUGUAUUUUCUUUAGCCACUUAGUAAUUGUGAUAAUAUUAAAUAUAGAUUAUUUAUUUUUGAAGAGAAAUAACAAAUUAAUGUAUUAACUAUUUUUUAUAAUUUAAGACAGUUUUAUUUUGUAUACUAUUAUAAUUUUUAU